This is a messenger RNA of Temnothorax curvispinosus, 3267 nucleotides long. RefSeq lists its product as uncharacterized. The coding region runs from base 1096 to 2001 and encodes 301 amino acids. The record is from RefSeq and is a predicted model, not a curated record. The transcript has 9 exons. Lineage: Eukaryota; Metazoa; Arthropoda; Insecta; Hymenoptera; Formicidae.
CGGAAUGAUCCCGGUGGCCGCUCUCAGGUUUCUCUCUGGUUUCUAUUCAUCAGUUAACCUAUCUCGAGAGCACUCGAGAGACACGGGAGCUGAGGAUACUGAGAUCAAGGAGCCUGUUCACACGAGGCGUUUCUGCCGCGCGAUUGCGGCCGCGCGUUAAUAACGUUUGCACGAGCCGCACGCGCGUACGCGAAACGGCAGUAACACCGUAUAAUCGUGCCGGCGAUAUACUGAAUUUGAAUUGCUUCGUGCUUUUAUCUGGAGAUUUCGUAUCCCUACAUCGUGUUACCAUUGCACCGCUGCCGGAACAGAAGGUUCUCUACGCUUGGCAGAAAGUGACGACUGACACGUUUGAUCCCGACUUCGUUGAUCGCAGAAGAGCUGGACUCGAGACGUAGCUGUGAUGAAAGAGAAUUAGAUGGUGACUUAAUUUUGGGAGAUAUAGGUCAAGGAUUGCCAUUUAAAGCUGGUACGUUUGAUGGGGCUGUCAGUAUUUCUGCGCUUCAGUGGUUGUGCUAUGCAAGCAAAACUUUGCACAAUCCUACAAAACGUUUAUAUCGUUUCUUCUCAACGUUGUAUGCAUGCCUGUCAAGAAGCGCAAGAGCAGUGUUACAAUUCUAUCCAGAGAACGGUGAACAGGUUGAAUUAAUCACGGCACAAGCCACAAAAGCUGGCUUUUAUGGCGGUGUGGUUGUCGAUUUUCCGAGUAGCGCAAAAGCAAAGAAAAUGGUCUUGGUUUUAAUGACCGGAGGAGCUGCUCCGCUUCCAAAGGCACUAGGCGUAGGUAGAGAAUGAAGAUAGAUAAACCGUCGCUAAUUCAAGAAGGGACUACAUAAAGAAAGCCAAGGGUAAAUCAUUGAAGAAAAGUAGGGACUGGAUUUUAGAGAAGAAAGAAAGGCGGCGCCGGCAAGGAAAAGAAGUUAGAGAUGACUCCUUUACUGGACGAAAGAGACCCGGGAGAUUCUAAUUCUCGACUUGAGAGAGAUUGGCAGCGGGAAUGGAGAUAUUGGUCAGGGCAACAUUGUGUUGCAAAUACAAAAGAUACGUAAUGUAGCUACGCUCAAAGGAAACGAAGAAUCGAGAUCAGUUCCGCGGAUGUUAAAAUUAUCGUUGACAGAUGGAAAGAAUAAUUUUCAAGCCUUAGAAGUUGAACAUAUAUCGGCUUUAAGAAAUAACGUGGAUAAAGCACUGAGAAGCCUGCAAAAGACCGACAGCAGAUAUAAUAACGCCGAGGAAUCUCGUGAACCACGAGAGCCGCGUGGCAAACGGGAAAAAAAACCGAGGACAGUAAACCAAGCAGCGGAAAAAUAUCCUUAUUCGACUUUUUCGAGGAUAAAUUACCUGUACAACCUGAGAGCGUCGAAACAAUUAAUUUGUCUCAAAACAGCUACAUACAAAAUAAUGAAAGUAAUCAAGAUCGUUUUGAAUCAAGAGGAUUUGAUGUACAAAGUGGAAGAGGUGGACGGAAUCAAAAAGGUGGUCGUGGUGGUUAUCAACCACCUCCGAGAUAUUCAGAGGACCAUAGAAAUAGUAAGCAAACAAAUAAUAACAGUAACUCUGCCAUGUACUCGCAAUAUAACUGUGCUACUCAUGCACCGCAGAACAAACCGCCGCGAUUUCAACGUAACCAGGAACCUCAAUAUUAGUAUCAACACAACGGAGGCAGAGAAACGUAUCAGAAGUCUUCUCAGCCGAUUGAUUGACAGAAAUACGUUUGCUCAGUCGCGUACAAGUAACGUAAACGCCAGUGAUAGCGGUAACGAUACCAGAAUCCAGACUGAGGGAAAGAAUUUCGGUAGUAACAAAAACUUUAAUCACCUCGAGCCCGAGGCCAGAAAUAGGCAUUCUUAUGAUGCUUCUUAUAAUAGGCAUAAUCGAGCUCAGCAAAACGGAACCCCUAAAAUAAUAUGGUGCUCGAAUUAUGAGAACUUACUGGUUGAAUCGCUUGUGCUGCAAUAUGCCUUUGGACCUGUGCAUCGAGAUCUUGGAAAUAACGAUUAAAUACAUAUUAGGCAGCAAAUUGAAAAACUCACGAACCAGACGCUUAUAUUACCUUCUAAUUUACAAAAUAUACUAACUAUAAAUGUGUGUGGUUGCAUUUAGGCACUGUGUCAGAAAAUGUGAUUAAACGCAUUAAUCGAUUAACAAUGUAUUUUGAAAUGUUGUGUGACUGGCUCGUCAGUUUUAAUAAUGAGUUUGUUACUUCCCAUAAAUUAUCUAUCAAGCAGAAGAACGUACGACAUGGUAUUAUAGUGAAAAACUUGUUUCACUGUAUCAGAAAGUGCAUGCACAGUAAAAUUAAAAGUUACUCAGAAAACCAUUAUCUAGCGAAACUGUUCCCGCUUACAUACGGCAACUGUGAUGAACAAAUGAUUUAUUAUCACUUGAUUCCUGCCAACAAAAUAAAAUUUAUUGUAAUACGAUUUGACCAGCAACUGGAGACUCUACUUCUGAAACACAUCAAGAACAUUAACUUUUUUCGAAUUCAUGGCCGGGGAGAACAUCAACGAUAAUGAAAACCCGACGAUCUCACUACAAAAUACUAUUGUUAUGGAGUGCCACUACUUUAUAAAAUUCAUGAAACGGAAUGAAUUUUUGGUGACAAAUGAGGAUCUGUUUAACUGUCUGGAACAACUUACAAGUUCAAGGAAAUCCGAGAAGUCUAUUUUAACUGUUCAAGAACUCUGUAAUGACAUCGCCAAAGGCAGACCGCAUGAUGGUUUAAAAGAAUUGAUUAAACGGUAUAAAGAGUGGGACUUGUCUACGUUGGAUUUUAUAAAUAAGAGGAUAGAUACGUUGAAAACUGACGAUUUGUAUGUUAUAUAAUGUAUUACGUUGUAAAUAAAAUAGGCAUGAAUAGGCAUUAUAGAAUUUCAGAUGACAGCAAUGAAAUAAACAUUAAAGGGGUAAAUUUUUAUCGAAUGUUUAGAUAAAAUUCUAGUAAAAAUUUAAAUUUUCUGCACUUAUAUUAUAUUCUAGUAGUGGGUUAAUUUAAGACCAACCAGUAAGUGAGUUUUAUGAAAAAAUUGUUUAAAUAAGAGAUUCGGUGUUUUGGGAAACAGCAUAUUAUGCCAUACAUUGAUACAUUAUAUUUUUUUUUUUAAAUUGCGAAACAUUUGCACGAGUAAUUUCAUUCGUAUAACGAACUUUUUCAAAGAUACCCGGGAAAGAUGUUCUUAUAUGUAUAUAAUAAUUAUAUACGAUACGGUUAUACAUAAAAUACAUAAACGCAAUUUUAUUUUUUAUAAUAAAACAAUACGAAUGCAU